CUGUCACUCAGAUAGAGAGGAAACAAGAGAGGAAGCCUCACUCAGUGCCAACUGUUUGUCUAGAGACAAUAGAGCUGUUUCCCCCUUUCUGACAACAACAUGAAGCUGCUGAAAUGCAUUUUAAUCAUCCAACUGAGCUGUCUUUGUCUAGGUGACCCUUACAUUCACAGACUCUCUGGUAACUGCAGCUUCACACUGAGGAUGGGUGGAAACAGGAGCAGUGAUGUGGUGGCUUUACCAGCAGACUCUUUGGAUGAGCUGGCUGAACAGAUGUGUAAGGAUCUGGACUGUGGCAGCAUCUUUCAAGUGAAUAAAACCAGCUCCCCUCCCAAUGCCACCUGCUUCCACGACUGUUUGUACCGAGAUGGUCUUUUGCAAACCUGUUCACAGAGUGAGGGAGGUAACUGCUCUGUGCUCACUGAAGCUGUCUGUGGCCACCGGGCUGUGCGGCUGGCCGGGGGCUCAGGUCGCUGUGCAGGGCGGGUGGAGCUGUGGAGAAAUGGAGAGUGGGGCACCGUGUGUGAUGACCAGUGGGACCUGCGUGAUGCCGACGUGGUGUGUGCUCAGCUCGGCUGCGGAUACGCGGUCAGUGUGACGGGACAGGGCGGCUCCUUCCCUCCAGGCAGAGGACCCGUCCACCGGGACGAGCUGAACUGCACCAGCCGAGAGGAGAGCCUGUGGGACUGUCCGGCCUCACAGGAAGAGUCGGACUGCGGACACAAAGAGGACGCUGGGGUCGUAUGCUCAGAGAUGAGAGCAGUCCGUCUGACUGGAGGUCAGGACCGCUGCUCUGGUAAAGUGGAGAUCCACCGUAAUGGCAGCUGGGGAACGCUGUGUGAUAACUGCUGGAAUAAAGACAUGUCCUCCAUGGUGUGCGCCAUGCUUCAGUGUGGCACUGAGCCAGAGAAAUUCACCCAGUUUGUUCCUCCUCUCGCCCACAACAACGGGACACUGUGGUACUAUUCAUGCCAAAAAAACCUGCAGAAUAUGUGGCAGUGCAUUGAGUACGUCAACAAAACACACCUGUGCAUUUCCUCAAAAGCCUCUGGCGUCAUCUGUAAGGGUUCCCUGGGUUUUGCUGAAGCCACCACAGCAGCUGGGUCAACUGUAAUGACCAGUUGGACUACUGGUGUGACCCCAGUCAGUCGUACAGAAGGCUUCUCCUUCCCGUCUCCAGAGCUGCUCAGCACCAUGGCUCUGGCUCUCCUGCUCCUCGUGGUGCUCAUUACCAACUCAGUGCUGUGCUGCCAUUACAGGAGGAGACACGCGUUCUUGCUCCAGCAGACACGCAGCAACCCCCGAAUCCCCUCUGAACAUCAUAACAACGGCUACCAGGACUCCGUCGACCUCGUCAAGGUCACUCCCAACCCACUGCAGAACAAAGUCCCCUCCAAUCCCAGGUAUCUGUGGACCCAGCAUAGUAGUGUUGACAGCUCGUCAGUAGAUACAGACUAUGAGCAGUAUGAGCAAAGCAAUGACCCGUCUGUCCCUUUAUCCACCUUUCGGAAUUCUCAGAGGUUCAGUACAGAAGUGAACCCUUUCAUGAGGCCUGCAGCUCUCCACAGCCUCUCUGAGGAAGAAGAAGUGAUGGGAACGUUUUCAGGCUGUAUCGGCGACGCAGACGCUCCGUACGCCAGAGUGUCGAAGAUAAUCUCAGUGGACUCGUUUGAUACGUCCAGCACCUCCUCAGGGGAGUGCUACGAGAACACCAGCAACAACUACAUCACCCUCCCCCCCGAACCAGAGCCGGGUCAGUCGUCUGGUGUCAGCGAUGCUUUGGAACCUGCACGGCUCGACUUCAACAAAGAUCAUCUUCACCCGGGGCAAACAGCAAACCUGCAGAGAUCAGAUGAGGAAGGAGACGGCCCCAUCUACUCCCCUGUGAGCCCCGACCAAAUCCUCUCAUCUGAUGAUGACUACGAUGACAUCGGCACCUUGGAGUAACCGGAGGAGGUUACAUCUACUGAAACACAGUGGGACUGAAGCUGCAAACUGCACUGAGAAGAACAUGUACUUUAAGACCAAACACCUGUUUAAACUGAGAGAUGUAUAGUUAUAAAGAAGUCUAUACAUU
Messenger RNA from Gymnodraco acuticeps, 2074 nucleotides. RefSeq names its product T-cell differentiation antigen CD6-like. Bases 100 to 1944 code for a protein of 614 amino acids. The record is from RefSeq and is a predicted model, not a curated record. NCBI's taxonomy places the organism in Eukaryota, Metazoa, Chordata, Actinopteri, Perciformes, Bathydraconidae. Gene Ontology annotation, cellular component: membrane. The transcript is spliced from 12 exons.